GAAGUCGAGGGCGGUGAACUUACCGCUGGAGGUGGGGACGCGGGUCAUGUGCAGGUGGCGCGACGACAAGCUCCACCCCGUUAAGGUCAUCGAACGCCGCAAGGUCUCGUCCUCCGCCGGAAUUAGCGAGUACGAGUACUACGUUCACUACACAGAGUUCAAUAGGAGGCUUGAUGAGUGGAUCAAACUUGAACAGCUGGAUCUCGAUUCAGUGGAGAAUGAUGUUGAUGAGAAAGUGGAUGAUAAGGCAACUAGCUUGAAAAUGACGCGUCAUCAAAAACGGAAGAUUGAUGAGACACAUGUGGAGCAAGGUCAUGAAGAGCUUGAUGCUGCUAGUCUGCGCGAGCAUGAGGAGUUUACAAAAGUGAAAAAUAUAGCAAAAAUUGAACUUGGAAGAUAUGAGAUUGAUACAUGGUAUUUCUCCCCAUUUCCAGCAGAAUACAAUGACUGUUCAAAGCUGUUCUUUUGUGAGUUCUGCCUAAAUUUUAUGAAGCGUAAAGAACAGCUUCAAAGGCAUAUGAGGAAGUGUGAUCUUAAGCAUCCACCUGGUGAUGAAAUCUAUCGCAAUGGCACCCUGUCUAUGUUUGAGGUUGAUGGCAAGAAGAACAAGGUUUAUGGGCAGAAUCUAUGUUAUUUGGCAAAAUUGUUUCUUGAUCACAAAACACUUUACUAUGACGUUGAUCUAUUUCUAUUUUACAUUCUUUGCGAAUGUGAUGAUCGAGGAUGCCACAUGGUUGGGUAUUUUUCUAAGGAAAAGCACUCCGAGGAGUCCUAUAAUCUGGCCUGCAUUCUUACCCUUCCUCCAUACCAAAGGAAAGGCUAUGGGAAAUUUCUGAUUGCAUUCUCAUAUGAACUUUCAAAGAAGGAGGGCAAAGUGGGUACACCAGAGAGACCACUUUCAGAUCUUGGACUUUUAAGCUACAGAGGAUACUGGACUAGAGUUCUCAUAGAAAUCCUGAAAAAACAUAAAAGCAACAUUUCCAUCAAGGAGCUCAGUGAUCUGACGGCAAUAAAAGCCGAUGACAUCCUGAACACUUUGCAGAGCCUUGACUUGAUCCAGUACAGGAAAGGGUCUCACGCGAUAUGCGCGGACCCGAAGGUUCUUGAUCGCCACCUCAAGGCUGCUGGUCGAGGUGGUCUGGAGGUCGAUGUUGCUAAGUUGAUUUGGACUCCUUACAAGGAACAGGGUUAGACUGGUUUUUGUGGGAUUUUAUUCUACUUGUUGACACAUUCAGCUUGUGUGUAAAUUGAUAGACAAUAAUGUUUCGUCAUUGACUGAUCUUACUUUAUAGGCAGACACGCUUGUAUGUGAGAUUUUUGUUAUAGUGUAGCCUGUUAAAUGUAAAAAAAAGAAAGUUGGAGAUGA
Molecule: messenger RNA, 1366 nt
Organism: Asparagus officinalis (garden asparagus)
Lineage: Eukaryota; Viridiplantae; Streptophyta; Magnoliopsida; Asparagales; Asparagaceae
Product: putative MYST-like histone acetyltransferase 1
Exons: 9
Coding region: 47-1192 (381 amino acids)
Biological process (GO): regulation of DNA-templated transcription
Molecular function (GO): histone acetyltransferase activity
Source: RefSeq, a predicted model, not a curated record